Molecule: messenger RNA, 1370 nt
Organism: Durusdinium trenchii
Lineage: Eukaryota; Dinophyceae; Suessiales; Symbiodiniaceae
Source: the annotation of a GenBank genome assembly
AUGUCUCCCCGCGAUGUUCCGUCAAACACUCGUCUCCAGGUGGAGGAGUUCAUCCGCUGGGUCUUCGCCGAAGAUUCCGCCACCCUUGGUAGCGCUGCCGCCAAGGAAGUGGUCAACGACAUCACCUUGCUGGUGGGAGGUUGCUCGCGAUGGGAAGAGUUCGACGGCGAGUACGUGCAAGUGAAAGGAAUGUCUCAUGGCCGGCGGCCCGUCUUCUACAGUGCUGAACAUCAGAAGUAUUUGUAUUACCACGGCAAGAGAGGGCAAUGGCAGAUUCAUCACAAGAUCGGCAACUAUGCGAGCUGUCGUUUGAAGACCAAGCGAGCGGCUCACGCGGUAGGAUGGGAUGCCAACGAAGUGUGGGGCGUGUGGAAUCAGAGCAAGAAGAGCUUUGUCAAGGAGCCUGACAUGGGCGUUUGCUAUAUGCCACCACCCACCCCGGAAGAGCUUCUAGAGGCUGCUCCCCUCCUGGCAUACCAAGCAGAGUGUCCUGUGGACGAUGGUGAGGCCUUGGGCUUGUGGUUCAAGAUGAAGGAGAGGCUGCUCAAUGGACGUCCUGUGUACCAGAAGAUGCAGAGGCAAGAAGAUGGUUCCCUAAAAGGGCUUAUUGCGUAUCUCUUCUACACCGCUGGGAGGUGGAAGAUGUGCUGCCGAAUCUUGGAAGACCUAGCACCGGAGGAGUACUACGCCUGCAGCGAGGAGUCACAGAGCUAUUCUCCCGCCAAGGCGACCUGGAAGUACAAGGGAAAGCCACGAUUAUGGACCACCCCCAAGCCGGAAGAUUUCAGAGCUGUGCCACCCGGCUGGAAAGACGAAAGCUUCGAGGGGUUGCACAUGAUGGGCGUCUGGACGGAUUACACGCGGCAAGCAGAAUACGUGCGCGCCUUGGAGUUGUCCAUGUUCAAAUCGCCGGACGGCAAAGCAGUGCUCUUCGGGGACAUGGAUCCCAGAGAUGCGAGACAAGGAGCCCUGCAAAAUUGUUCGUUCAUUGCGGCGAUCGCCGGCAUCGCGGAGUUUCCGUCCUUCAUUGAAGAGCAUAUCUUCCAGACCAAAGAGAUUGCUGAGGACGGCAAAUAUGAGUUCAAAUUGUUCGACUACAAAUCCAACGAGUGGACCAUUGUCACCAUUGAUGACUACCUGCCAUGCGUAGCAGGCGCAUUGAAGGAGCCACAGAAUGCCCUUUUGAUGUAUGCGAAAAUGCCUUCGGGCAAGAUGUGGCCAGCGCUUUUGGAGAAGGCCAUUGCUAAGCUGAUGGGCUCCUACCACGACAUGCGGGGCGUUCCCACCACGGUCUUUACGAUCAUGACAGGCGAGGCCGCAGCGGAGGAUGGUUUCGGAGAGUCCUCAGAGCUGGCAAUCGGAUCUCUUGA